AUGGCUUCAAAGGUCUCAUGCUUAUACGUUUUGACAGUAGUUUGUUGGGCAAGUGCUCUUUGGUACUUAAGUAUAACCCGUCCUACUUCUUCCUACACUGGCCACAGACAGCUCAGUAGUAUAUCCAUAGCCAGAAAAAAUGUUUCCUUUGGCAACAUAAGAACUCGACCUAUAAAUCCACAUUCCUUUGACUUUCUUAUCAAUGAACCAAACAAAUGUGAGAAGAGCGUCCCUUUCUUGGUGAUUCUUAUCAGCACAACUCACAAAGAGUUUGAUGCAAGGCAAGCCAUUCGAGAAACAUGGGGAGAUGAAAACAAUUUUAAAGGAAUUAAAAUUGCCACGCUCUUUCUUCUUGGAAAAAAUGCAGAUCCUGUAUUAAAUCAAAUGGUAGAGCAAGAAAGUCAAAUUUUUCAUGACAUUAUUGUGGAGGAUUUUAUUGACUCUUACCAUAACCUCACUCUGAAAACACUGAUGGGGAUGAGAUGGGUAGCAACAUUUUGUUCAAAAGCGAAGUAUGUUAUGAAGACAGACAGUGAUAUUUUUGUAAAUAUGGAUAAUCUUAUUUAUAAGCUGCUCAAACCUAACACCAAGCCAAGGAGAAGGUACUUCACUGGCUACGUUAUAAAUGGAGGACCAAUAAGAGAUGUUCGCAGUAAAUGGUACAUGCCAAGAGAUUUGUAUCCCGACAGCAAUUACCCACCCUUCUGUUCAGGCACUGGCUACAUUUUUUCAGCUGAUGUAGCAGAACUGAUUUACAAAACCUCCCUUCACACCAGACUACUUCAUCUUGAAGAUGUAUAUGUUGGACUAUGUCUCCGGAAGUUAGGCAUUCACCCCUUUCAAAACAGUGGCUUCAAUCACUGGAAAAUGGCCUACAGCUUGUGCAGGUACCGCAGGGUGAUCACAGUGCACCAGAUAACGCCAGAAGAAAUGCACAGAAUUUGGAAUGACAUGUCCAGCAAGAAGCAUCUUAGAUGUUAA
This is a messenger RNA of Colius striatus (speckled mousebird), 981 nucleotides long. RefSeq names its product beta-1,3-galactosyltransferase 1 (gene B3GALT1). Bases 1 to 981 code for a protein of 326 amino acids. Gene Ontology annotation, molecular function: N-acetyl-beta-D-glucosaminide beta-(1,3)-galactosyltransferase activity. The record is from RefSeq and is a predicted model, not a curated record. Lineage: Eukaryota; Metazoa; Chordata; Aves; Coliiformes; Coliidae. Gene Ontology annotation, cellular component: membrane. The transcript has a single exon.